AUGCCUAAGGCCGCGACCAAGCGAGGUGCCGCUAAGGACACCAAGAAGCGCGCGAAGAAGGACCCCAACGCCCCCAAGCGUGGCCUUUCCGCCUACAUGUUCUUCGCCAACGAGCAGCGCGAGAACGUUCGUGAGGAGAACCCCGGUAUUUCCUUCGGACAGGUCGGCAAGAUCCUCGGUGAGCGCUGGAAGGCCCUCAACGAGAAGCAGCGCGGUCCCUAUGAGGCCAAGGCUGCCACCGACAAGAAGCGCUACGAGGACGAGAAGCAGGCAUACAACGCCGAACAAGAGGAGGAUGAGAUCGGCAGGAAGGCGGAUUUGAGGCAGGCGAAGCUCUCACGCCGCCCCGCGUCAAUAGCAGAGCUGGUCAUGCCGCCCAUCGCGGAAUGA
Colletotrichum lupini is the source of this 390-nucleotide messenger RNA. Its product is annotated as HMG box protein. The coding region runs from base 1 to 390 and encodes 129 amino acids. Lineage: Eukaryota; Fungi; Ascomycota; Sordariomycetes; Glomerellales; Glomerellaceae. The record is from RefSeq and is a predicted model, not a curated record. The transcript is spliced from 4 exons.